This is a messenger RNA of Linum tenue, 1830 nucleotides long. The record is from the annotation of a GenBank genome assembly. Lineage: Eukaryota; Viridiplantae; Streptophyta; Magnoliopsida; Malpighiales; Linaceae.
AUGAUAAAAAGGUUUCCAAGUAGAAAUUCUAGGUCCAAAGGAAUCAAGGUGAAGCAUGUCUUGCAGAUUUGCCUGUUGCUUGGUGUCUGUUUCUGGUUAAUAUACCAGGUCAAGCAUUCCCAUGAUAAGAAAAAUGAGUUCGAUGAUAAAGAUGCAAAAGUUUCCACCACUACUAGAACACACGUUCAUGAUAAUGAGAUUCUAAAGUUGGGGAGGAAAGACCUGCAUCCUCGUUUGGAUGAUGUGGCUAAGAAUGAGAAAGUGGCUGAAGAUGAAGACGAAGAAACGGUUCCAGAGGAGGAAAUCAUCAAUGGGGUAGGAGACAAUAAGCAUGCAGAAGAGCUAGAGCAAGAACUCGAACUUACUAAGCACGAAGAAGAGGAGCGGGAAGAUGUUAGCAAGCAUGAACAGGAAGAAGAAAGGGGUGAUGAUGAUGACGAUGACGAGAACAACAAGCGUGACAUGGAAGAGGAAAAGAAGGCUGAAGAGACUGAAGUAGAAAGCAGAGCUGCUGGCGAUGAUGAGUUAGAUGAACAUGAUCAGGAUAAACUGGAUGGAGAAAGUGUAGAGGAAGAUCUAUUAGAUGAGGAGAAAGAGAAAGGGAGAGAGGAUGAUGAUGCAAAGGAGGGUGAAGUUAAUAAAGAAGAGGACAAGGAGGUCCAUGUCACUUUACCUGAAGAUGAGGAUCAUGAGGACGGAAGCCAAAACUCCCAUGAGGCCCGUGAGGAGAACUACAAAGGAGAUGACGCUUCAAGUGCUGUUACUCAUGAUGAAAACACCGGUGGAAAGGACAAAAUAAAUGAUCUUCAGGUAAAUGAAGUUGCCAAUAAUAAUAGAACUGGGAAUGCCAAUGAGAUAAUUCGAACAAACUCAACAUUGCAGCAGGAACAGGGUGACAUGGCUGCUAAUAACUCUCGUCAGGAAGAUGAAGUUGCCAAUAGUAGUGGAACUGGGAUUGCCGAUGACAUUAUUAAAACAGACUCAACAUUGCAACAGGAACAGGGUGACAUGGCUGCUAAUAACUCUCGUCAGGAAGAUGAAGUUGCCAAUAGUAGUGGAACUGGGAUUGCCAAUGACAUUAUUAAAACAGACUCAACAUUGCAGCAGGAACAAGGUGACAUGGCUGCUAAUAAUUCUCGUCAGGAAGAUGAAGUUGCCAAUAGUAGUGGAACUGGGAUUGCCAAUGAGAUUGUUAAAACAGGCUCAAUAUUGCAACAGGAACAAGGUGACAAGGCUGCUAAUAACUCGGCAAGUGUGUUGUCCGGUGGUGAACAGACGAUUAAGGACGAGAGGAUCAUCAAUCUGCCUAGCUCAGAGAACCAGUCAACUACAAAUGUGUUGGCGGUUGGGAAUGUAAAAACUGGGAACAAGAAUACCACGGGAGAUACUGCUUCACUGGCAGCAGCUGUGUCUGAUUCUACAUCUGAAGAAAAUGCAACAACUGGAGGCUCAGCAAUUGGAGGAUUAUCCAACCGGGAUUCCACUGAAGCCGAAAAGAUCAACUACGAUGAGACCGUCUCUGGUAACGCUCUGUCCUCCAACUCGAAUAGCAACUUAGAAUCUGGUGUUGAUCAGGCAGUCAGCAAAGAUGAGACAACAGGUGAAGCAGAAGGGGUGAAACCUGGGUUGCCAAUCACACAUUCUGGCGUUAGUCAUGGUGGGACGUCAGAGGAGAACAAGACCGAAUCAGGCCACAACGGUGACCGUGGGAUUGAAGGUGGCGUUAGGCACGAUCCUAUCGAUUCUUCUGAUUCUUCAGUUGGUCAAGAAGAGAACUCAGGGUUUGGGACAAAUGUAGGAGUUGGCAACGAGACUGUUGCAGCGGAGUGA